Messenger RNA from Contarinia nasturtii (swede midge), 1221 nucleotides. It is a transcript of the gene Dera, whose product is annotated as deoxyribose-phosphate aldolase. Gene Ontology annotation, biological process: deoxyribonucleotide catabolic process; carbohydrate catabolic process. The transcript has 3 exons. Gene Ontology annotation, cellular component: cytoplasm. Gene Ontology annotation, molecular function: deoxyribose-phosphate aldolase activity. The record is from RefSeq and is a predicted model, not a curated record. Lineage: Eukaryota; Metazoa; Arthropoda; Insecta; Diptera; Cecidomyiidae. The coding region runs from base 177 to 1124 and encodes 315 amino acids.
AUGUUAUCAUAAAUGAACUUUCGUUACAUCAAAGGAAAAAAAACCUCUUGAUAAACAAAUUCGUGAUGAUAACCGCACUUAGGAAUAUUGAUGCAUGUAAUAUUCGAAUACAUUUGCGUUGAGUUUUGAAUAGAGACACAUAGACUUUGCGAUACUUUGAAUAUAUAAUAUAAAAUAUGGUCCAUUCCAGUGCAAAUACACCGAUUGGUUUUACAACGGAUUGCCUUCAAAAUGUAAAUGUACAUUUGCGUGGUGUUGAGGAAUCUGCCGCUUACUAUUCGACGAUUGGCCAAGUUAGUGGGGUUAAUGAAUUGAUAUGGGCAUUGAAAGCUUUACAAUUGACCGAUUUAACAACUUUAGCUGGUGACGAUUGUCAGUCAAAUGUACGACGACUUUGCAUUCGUGCUGCAUUCCCAUUCACUGAUCAUGAACUGCGAUUCCUUGACAAUGAUGUCAAAUCCAAAAUACACACAGCGGCGGUUUGUGUAUAUCCAAGCCGUGUUCGGGACGCUUAUGAAACACUACAGUCUUUGGAAGGGGGCAAGAGAAUCGAAAUUGCAGCAGUGGCAACCGGGUUUCCAACGGGCCAGUAUCCGUUAAGUACACGCUUACAAGAAAUUCAAUAUGCCAUUGCGCAAGGUGCUACAGAAAUUGACAUUGUGAUCGAUCGUACGUUGGUGUUGUGCGGUGAAUGGCAAAAACUUUAUGACGAAAUUGUUGAAAUGAGAAAUGCAUGCGGAAUUACCGUCCAUAUGAAAACAAUUUUGGCAAUUGGUGAAUUAGGUACAUUUGAAAAUGUAUACAAAGCAUCAAUGGUUGCAAUGAUGGCUGGUGCUGAUUUUAUAAAAACAUCCACCGGCAAAGAGAGUGUGAAUGCCACAUUGGAGGUUGGUUUGAUUAUGAUUCGGGCCAUUCAAGACUUUUACAAGCUAACAAAUCGUAAGAUCGGCUUCAAACCAGCCGGAGGAGUUAGAAGUGUUCAAGAUGCAAUCGCGUGGAUGUCAUUGAUCAAAUCAACAUUGGGCAAUGAAUGGCUUCAACCGCAUCUCUUCCGAUUUGGGGCAUCCGGCCUUUUGGACGACAUCGAAAAAAAUGUCAAAAAUCAUUUUCAAAAACACGCGUAGAGUGCUAUGCUGUACAAUAAGUCGGCAAGAAAAAAACUUUAUUUUUGUUUUUUUUUUUAUUCAUACACAAAAGUCAUUGUUUUUACUCUUUGGAAUU